Molecule: messenger RNA, 974 nt
Organism: Cuscuta campestris
Lineage: Eukaryota; Viridiplantae; Streptophyta; Magnoliopsida; Solanales; Convolvulaceae
Source: the annotation of a GenBank genome assembly
CUAAAGCCAUCAACAUCCUCUAUUGUGCCGUGAACCCGGAUGACUAAUGGAAGAUUUCAUGUUGUUCCACCGCCAAGGAAAUGUGGGACAAGCUUGAAAUCACCUAUGAAGGUACGGAUCAAGUCCGAGAAGCUAAACUAGAUUUUCUGACCCAUGAAUAUGAAUUGUUUUGUAUGAAUGAGAAUGAGAAAAUCGAUGAGAUGUUUGAACGAUUUUCAAAAAUCAUCAAUGACAUUCAUGCUCUCAAGAAGACGUACACAGACAAGGAGCUUGUGAGAAAAAUCCCGCGGAGUCUCACACCGAAAUGGCGCUCUAAAGCUAAUGCUAUCCAAGAGUCCAUCGGCAUCACCAACGUCACCAUCGACGGGCUUAGAGGUAACCUCAAAACCUAUGAGUCUACCAUUUUUUCCCCCUCUUUAGGUGAACAAAAGAAGAAGGGGAUUGCACUCAAGGCUUCCACAAGCCAAGAACCUGCCAUGGAGGAAUCAAGCAACGAAGACAAUGAGUUCGGGCUCGUUAUCAAGAAAUUCCACAACUUCAUGCGGAAGGAGUAUGAACGGAAGAGCGAGAAGCAAGGAGGACCACCCAAAUGCUAUGGGUGUGGAGAAAUCGGGCAUAUCAAGCCAAAAUGCCGAAAUGCUAAGAACGAGAAGGAGAAGAAGCCAUUUAAGAAACACCGUGCUUACACCAAGAUUUAUACUGGUUCACCACAACGUGUGGCUAGUCCAGUCUCCUGAGAGACUCUCUCGAGCUACACUACUUCCGUUAAGCUUACGGGUGCUUAACAAACCGUUACAACCUGAGAACUCGAGUCCCACGAGCCUCAAUACACUUGCUCGGAGAUACCGCACUCCAAGACUUCAACCCGAAGGAAAAUACCUUUCCUUCGUACAACCAAGGGAAACAAGCUUCCCUUAACGUGUAUACAACAUAGUUUGAAUAAAUUUAGAAAAAAACAAAUAAGAGUUGUGAGU